AUGGCCCUGCGGGGCAGUGAUGGAGGUGAGGUGGAGACUAUGUUGGAGAAUAGUUUUAGAACUACAGUUAGCUUGAUCCCGGUGGAGGAGAGGGAUCAGCUUGCACUCUUCUACAUCCAUCCAUCAUCAAUCAGUACUCCUCAUCUCCUCUUCAUCUCCUCAUCUAUGAGGAUCAGGAGGAGGACCCAACUUCCUCUUUCUCUCUCUCAAACCCCGACGUUCUCUCUCCAAAUUCAACCACCAGAUAGAAGUGAUGAGAGAGGUUUGCACCCAAAUGGGGAUCCGAGUGUUGCCCUUCAAUUAGAUCCGCGUCUUAAACAAGUUUCCAAGGAAGAAAAAGAUGCUCCAUCUUCAUCAUCACAUAAGAAGGCAUUGGAUACCCAAGUGCAUAACAAUGAAAGGAUGAAAGAAGCCAAGGUCGAGUCUAUUGACAAUACUACUAGAACCAAUGCAUUGAACAAUUCUAGUACUACCGCUAGUAAUACUAGUGGUAAAAAUGACACCAAUGGGAAGAAGAGAAGGUCACCAGCAGUUCUUAUGGAAGGUUCUAGAUGCAGUCGAGUGAACGGAAGAGGGUGGCAAUGCAGUCAGCAGACGCUCAUUGGCUACUCACUCUGCGAGCAUCAUCUCGGCAAGGGAAGGAUAAGGAGUAUAAAUAAUGGUGGUGUUGGAGGAGGAAGACAAGAGAAGAACAACAUUAGAAAGACGAAGAAGAAAGAGAUCAGUAGUUUGCUUGAUGACUCUGAUGUGGCCUUAGUGUAAAAAAUUAUUAUGUUUUGAUAGUGUGAUUUCAUGUGGGAAUUUAUGCUUAACAUGGUUUUUUUUUUUAAUUGUGUGUGGAUUUGGCUUCUGAGCUUGGCACUUGUUUGGCUCGUGCAAAUGUAGACUGUAUAUGAACAAGUGCAAUCUCAUUGUGUCCUUCUUAAUUAAGUCAAUUAAUUUGUUGCAGUGUAAUAGCUAGAUUUCUA
Asparagus officinalis (garden asparagus) is the source of this 968-nucleotide messenger RNA. RefSeq lists its product as uncharacterized. The transcript is spliced from 4 exons. The coding region runs from base 1 to 762 and encodes 253 amino acids. The record is from RefSeq and is a predicted model, not a curated record. Lineage: Eukaryota; Viridiplantae; Streptophyta; Magnoliopsida; Asparagales; Asparagaceae.